AUGUUCCACCAGGUGAAGGUUCGCCCAGAAAACCAAGAUUCAAUAAGAUUUCUGUGGUGGAGAGAAGGCAUAGACGAAACACUGCAAGAGUACACGAUAACAGUACACAUAUUCGGAGCAGCCGACUCACCCUGCUCAGCUAACUCUGCCUUGUUGAGAACUGCUGAUGACAAUGAAGGAAGUUUUGAUCCGGUUACUAUAGCCACUCUUAGACACAAAUUGUAUGUUGAUGGCCUCUUGAAAUCAGUACCAACACCGGAAAGUGCAAUUGCGCUGAUGGAAAAUAUGAUUAAACUUUGUGCUAAGGGUGGAUUCAAUUUGACGAAAUUUGUUAGCAACAACCACAAGGUUUGGGCUUCUAUACCUCUGGGAAAGAGAACUGACCCGUGUCUGGAUGUCAAUCUUGAUGAAUUGCUCGUCGAUAGAACACUGGGGGCACGGUGGCGCAUAGAUUGGGACACGUUUGGUUUCAAGGUCUUGGAGUUUAAAAAAAAUAACACCACGAGAGGAGUUCUAUCGACAGUCUUCUCGGUCGUGGGCCCACUGAACCCCGGUGCGCCCGUAAUGUUGUCUGUGAGGCUAAACAUGCAAGAACUGUGGAGGUUACAAAGGGCGUGGGAUCAAACUCUCGAAGGAGAACUCCUCUAA
Molecule: messenger RNA, 648 nt
Organism: Stylophora pistillata
Lineage: Eukaryota; Metazoa; Cnidaria; Anthozoa; Scleractinia; Pocilloporidae
Source: RefSeq, a predicted model, not a curated record